Messenger RNA from Ostertagia ostertagi, 1637 nucleotides. NCBI's taxonomy places the organism in Eukaryota, Metazoa, Nematoda, Chromadorea, Rhabditida, Trichostrongylidae. The record is from the annotation of a GenBank genome assembly.
AUGCCCCGCAUGGAACUCGGCGACGUGCGCGUGCUGGACGCCAACGGCCGCACCGGCGCUGCGCCUGCCGAGGGUGGCGGCCGUGCUGUCGGCGCAGUCGCUGCUCGUGCUGGAGCCGCGCUUCUCGCAGUUGCGCGUCGAUGCGCCCGAGCUCGUCAUCCGGCGCGACGCCACGGGCCGCAUCUUCAUCGCCGGGCUGGACCUGAGCGAGGCCGACAAGACCGACGCCGGCACCACCGAGGCCGGCAUGGACUGGCUGUUCAGCCAGCCCGAGCUGGCCAUCGUCAACGGCCGCGUGCGCUGGGUCGGACGAGAAAGCGCGCCGACGCCCGGCCGCUGGAGCUGUCGGACCUGAACUUCAUCCUGCGCAACGGCCUGCGCCGCCAUGCAUUGCGGCUGGACGCCACCCCGCCGGCGGACUGGGGCCAGCGCUUCAGUCUGCGCGGCAAGUUCACGCAGAGCCUGCUGAAGCGGCCGGGCGGAGUUCCAGCACUGGAGCGGCGAGCUGUAUGCCGAGCUGCCGCGGGCCGACCUGCGCGAGCUGCGCCGCCACGUGGACCUGCCCUUCCAGCUCAGCGAGGGCGACGGCGCCGUGCGGGCCUGGGGCCAGAUCCGCGAGGGCCGGCCGGUGGGCGCCACGCUCGACCUGGCGCUGCGUGCGGCGGGCAGAGCGAGCUGAGCGUCAGCAGCAACCUGCAGGGCCUCGCGCUGGACCUGCCGGCUCCCGGCCGCAAGGAGGCCGACGCGGUGCUGCCGCUGCGCCUGUUGAUGGCGCCCACCGGCGCCGGGCGGGACGAACUGCGGCUGGAGGUGGGCAACGGCCCGGUGCCGCUGCUGCAGGCGCAGUUGCAACGGGAUGUGUCGGGCGCCAGCUCGCAAGUGCUCCGCGGCACGCUCGCGGUGCAGGACAAGCUGCCCGCGCUGCCGGCCAGCGGCGUGCUGCUGCAGGUCAAUGUCGCGGCGCUGGACCUGGAUGCCUGGCAGCAGCGGCUUGGCGGCCUCGCUGGCAACGGCCCGGCGAAUGGUGCGGAGGCGGAUGACGCCGGCCUGCUGCCCAGCCAGAUCGCGCUGCGCAGCCAGGCGCUGAAGAUCGGCGGCCGCCAGCUCGGCCGCGCGUCGGCGAUGGUCGCGCGCGACGGCGCCAACUGGCGCAUCAACAUCGAUGCCGAGCAGAUCGCCGGCCGGAUCGAUCUCAAGGGCGUGCGCGGCAGCCAGAUCGACGCGGUGCAGGCGCGUCUGGCCAAGCUGUCGCUGCCGCGCCAGGAGGUCGAGUCCGUCACCGAGCUGAUCGACCCGGGCAAGGCCGACACCGGCAACGGCCCGCUGCCGUCGCUGGACAUCCAGGUCGACGAUUUCGAGCUGCGCGGCAAGCGGCUGGGCCGGUUGGAAGUGCUGGCCCAGGCCCCCGCCGCUGCGCGCGACUGGAAGCUGCAGAAGCUCGAACUGCAAUCGCCCGAAGCCACGCUUCACGCCAGCGGCCGCUGGGGUGGCGAGGCCGCGGCGGCACGCCGCACCCAACUCGACUGGAAGCUCGACAUCGCCGACGCCGGCAAGCUGCUGGAGCGGCUGGGCCAGGGCCAGGUGCUGCGGGGCGGCAAGGGCAUGCUGUCGGGCCAGGUCGGAUGGGACGGCUCACC